This is a messenger RNA of Botrytis sinoallii, 384 nucleotides long. RefSeq lists its product as uncharacterized. The transcript is spliced from 2 exons. The record is from RefSeq and is a predicted model, not a curated record. The coding region runs from base 1 to 384 and encodes 127 amino acids. Lineage: Eukaryota; Fungi; Ascomycota; Leotiomycetes; Helotiales; Sclerotiniaceae.
AUGACAAUACAACUGCAACUACAAUCGAAACUCUGCGGUUGUUAUAGAGUUACUGGAUGGAGAUGGAGAUAUGGGAGAUAUAGGAGAUUGGUAUAUUACCGCGGAGAGGAGAAGAGGAGAGAGAGGAGAGAGAGAGAGAGAGAGAGGAUAGAGAGGAGAGAUAGGAGCGAGAGGAGAGAGGAGAGAGAGAGAGAGAGAGAGGAGAGAGAGGAGAGAGGAGAGGAGAGGAGAGAGAGGAGCGAGAGAGGAAGAGAGAGGAGGAGUGAGAGGAGAGAGAGGGAGGCGAGAGAGGAGAUAGAGGCAGACGAGAGGAAGAGUAGAGAUAGCGGAGCGGAGAUGAGGAGAGAGGAGGCUGACUCAGACGAGGGAGAGAAUUGGAGAUGA